This is a messenger RNA of Papilio polytes (common Mormon), 2781 nucleotides long. Its product is annotated as shootin-1-like. Lineage: Eukaryota; Metazoa; Arthropoda; Insecta; Lepidoptera; Papilionidae. The record is from RefSeq and is a predicted model, not a curated record. The transcript has 9 exons. Bases 888 to 2705 code for a protein of 605 amino acids.
CUCCUUGUCGUUCACAGAACGGUCUCUGUUCGUUUCACAGAACAGUUUAAUUUUAGAAUAUCCGUUCGUCCCUAUUUGGACGAAAUGCAUUUAGUUUAGUUUGUCGACUGCAGUUAUGUGUCGUGUAGUGCUCAAUGACUUUUACUUUAUUUCUUAUUUAAAUCGUGAUAAAUAUUUGUGCGAGUGAAGUUUUAAUUAUCUAAUAAUCUGUUUAAAGUAACACUUUUUAUUUGAAGCAAGGUUUCUUAAUUAAACACCAUCUAUGGACGAAUUAAAAAAAAAACACAUUUGAAACGAAUUGAUAACUUAAGGAUUGUAAAAUCAAAAAUUAAAAUCAAAGAUAAUAAUAAGCGAAGUUUACUAAUGUGUAAUCAGUGAUUUCUUGCGAUGUCGAUGACGUAAUCUUACUGGAAAAUAAUGUCUGAUGAUAAGAAUGUAAGCACAUUGAUAAGUAAAGAACAUGCAUGAAAAGAGAACAUCACUAGCUACUACGAAUUACCAAUGACAUAAUCUAUACGAUAGAAGCGACAGCGCGCUUCGAAUAUAAACAAAAAGCGUAAACAUUAACUCUUAUGACUCACAAUGGCGAAGAAUUCAUUAUCAUAACUGCACGCAUACGUUAGUUGAAACCGCGCACUGAAGGCUAAUUGUCGUCUAUUAAAACAUUUUUACGCGUUUACAACUACAGAUUUACUUUUCAAUAUACAAAGUCCAUCGAGGCUGUGUCAAGUGAACGCGAGUGUACAAUCUACGACCGCUCUAACACAAUUACGCGUAUUUUCCUCAACGACGAAACAAAGAAAUCAUAUUUAGUGAAUUAAAUUAAUUUCCAAUAAACGGGGACAUCUGCCUGUUGAUCCCACGUGCAUGUGAAAACGGGAAGAUGUAUGCGCGCGUGUGAAAUAUCGAAUGCAAAAAUGAUUAAAAGGAACGGCGAUAAUGUAUUUGCGAUCGCGUCGAACAACAACCACGGCCAGUGUCAGAGCGGGAGCGGCCGCAGCGGGGUUGCCGUGUCGCCGUGUGCCGGCCCCGGGGCAACUAGGAUUCCGCGAGCUACACCAUCUCCUGCCAGGAUGCUGCCAGAAUCGCAGCCACACACUAAAGAAACCAGCAUCGCGCUCUCUACUUACGUCGAGAAAUGGAAGAACCGAUACGAAGAAGCCGAGAGGAAGCACAAAACGUACCUCCUCAAGUCAGAAAAAGCUAAACGUGAACAUGAUGAGCUGCAGCGGCGGUACAACAUCUUGCUGGAGGAGCGGAGACACGUGGAAGCUGAGCUGGCGGAGCGGGAACGAGAGCUGGCGAAGCUACGUACCGUCUCCGAGAAGCUAUUCCAGGAGUACCAACAGCUCAAACACCAACAAGAGAUUGAUGCUGGUGUUAUGCAGAAGGUUAUGCAGCAAGCGGGAGAAUGGUAUAAGCAGAAUAAACAAUUGAAAAGACGAAGUGCAGCACUUAUCCACGCUCUGCCUACUCCCGUCGACAUCGAUCUUACUGAUGCCACGGAUGCAGCAUCAGAUAGCAGCAGUAACGAGGAGGUGGAGUUCCUGAAGCGUACGGUGUCAGAGCUGUCGGCGCAAGUCGGGGCGCUACAAGCGGACCUCAGCGCAGCGCGACUGCACGAGUUUGAGGCCCACGAGCACAAUGUCGCCCUCGCACAGGAGUUGGAGACGGAGAAGGAGCGGAGCGGCGUGCAGCAGAAGGAGCUGCAGGAGCUGCGCGGGCAGCUGGAGAGGCACAACAGAGUGUCCAAGCUGUUGAUGGAGGAGGUGACGGCGCUCAAAGACAAUGCAGACAAGGACAGGCAGAUGGCGGAGACGUACAAGAGCGAGGCGCGCGACGCCAAGAAGCGAGUGAAGGCGCUGACGCACCAGAGCGCGCUGCUGCUGGGCGAGCUGGAGAUGGACGAGCGCCUGGGCCGCCUGCUGGCCGAGCUGGACAGUCUGCGCGACGCGCUGGACCUGCAGGCGCUGCGCCACCGCGACCAGCUGCACGACCUGCAGCUCAAAUUAGCUGAAAAACACGAAGAAACCGACAUUCUUCUAUGGGAGGAGAAGAUAAGACUCGCAGAAGAAGACGCGCAGAAGGCAGUAGAACGAGCGGAGAGGGCGGAGAAGAAGUUGGCAGAAGUUGAGAAGAAACAACCACCGAAGAAAUCAGCUCUCAUGUCUAGGAUAAGUUACUUCGAAAGUGGUGGAAAUGAAAAAGCAAAGAUUGAGAAAGUUGAACUGAAAGAAGAAAUAAAAGAAAUCAAAGAAGAAGUAAAUGAAGUUAUAGUUUCAGAAACACCACCUGAACCCGCAGAGAGCACAAGCUCACGGGAACCAUCGCCCGAAGUGACCACCGCCCCUCCUCCUCCCCCUCCAUGUCUGCCUCCACCUCCACCUCCCCCGCCCCCUCCACCUCCUCCACCCCCGGCGUUCCUCCCCCCGGAGCAGAGUGAGGACAUGGCAACACUGCUCAACUGUAAACAAGGGACCUUGAAGAAGACCAAACAAAAUGGAGGUGGUGCGAUCGACGCGAUCGUGGAUCAGAUAAAAUGCGGUAAGUUCCAACUGAAGUCAACAGACCAGAACUUCCUGGAGAAGAAACCUAAGGAUGACCAGCCCGAGGCUGUGAAGGAGAUGCUCGCGAUCCUCGGAACUCUGCGCAAACGUAGGGGAGGGAAUAGACCUAACUUUGUACCUAACGAACAGGAACCAUGAAUUACUAAUUUUAUAAACUAUCUUUCGCCCGCGACGCCGUCCCCGAAAUUUGAAAAACAAAAGUAAACACUCUAUG